This is a messenger RNA of Australozyma saopauloensis, 1443 nucleotides long. RefSeq lists its product as uncharacterized. The record is from RefSeq and is a predicted model, not a curated record. The coding region runs from base 1 to 1443 and encodes 480 amino acids. Gene Ontology annotation, biological process: xenobiotic detoxification by transmembrane export across the plasma membrane. Lineage: Eukaryota; Fungi; Ascomycota; Pichiomycetes; Serinales; Metschnikowiaceae. The transcript has a single exon. Gene Ontology annotation, molecular function: xenobiotic transmembrane transporter activity; antiporter activity. Gene Ontology annotation, cellular component: membrane.
AUGAAUACGGAGGAAGGCUUGCUAGCGGGUGCUUACGACAGUCAUACUUAUGACUCUGUGGCUGCAAAAGAUGACAUAUUCGAGCCAGAGGUAACUACAAAAGAAGAAUUGGCAUUUAUCACAAAAUCAUCAGCUCCUUUGGUGCUCACGUUUGGCCUCCAAUACUUGCUAUCGUGUUUUUCCGUGUACGCAUGUGGAAAGCUAGGCGCCGCCGAGUUGGCAGCAGCGUCGUUAGCGAUCUGCUCCUUCAAUAUUACUGCAUUGGCGGUUUAUCAGGGAAUGGCGACCUGCUUGGAUCUGUUCUGUUCGCAGGCGUAUGGCGCUGGUCGCUUUCACAUGGUAGGUGUCUAUUUCCAGAGAUGUUCACUCAUGUUGCUUGCAUUGACGGUGUUUCCAUUGGCACCGCUCUGGUGGUGGUCCGGUACGCUUUUGAAAUACUUGGUUCCCGACCCGGAGCUUGCAGAGAUGACACAGCAGUUUUUGCGGGUUCUCAUCGUUGGCGCUCCCGGCCUUAUGCUCUUUGAGACAGGAAAACGGUUUCUCCAAGCACAACAUCUAUUUAACGCGGGAACUUAUGUUCUAUGCAUUGCUACGCCCGUCACUUUCAUCCUCAAUUGGAUUUUGGUUUGGCAUCCAACGUAUGGAAUGGGACUUCCUGGCGCAGGCUGGGCCAUGUCGAUCAGCUACUGGUUGAUCUGUUUGCUCAUGUUGGCUUAUGUGAUCUUCGUUGAUGGAAAGAAAUGUUGGGGCGGUCUCGAUUUGCAGAAGGCAUGCCAAAAUUGGGGCAAAAUGCUCCAAUUGGCUUUGCCAGGUGUGAUUAUGGUGGAAGCCGAAUAUUUGGCCUUUGAGGUCUUGACCAUUUUAGCUGCUUCUUUCGGCACAACUGCGUUGGCUGCACAAUCAAUUGCUUCCAAUGUUGGAAGCAUGAUCUUCCAGCUUCCAUUUGCUGUGGCUGUAGCGGUCAGCACCCGGAUUGGCCAUUUCGUAGGUAAAAAGGACAUUGCCGCUGCACGGACUGCCACUAGAGUCUCAUACAUUUUGGCGUUUGGAAUCUCGUUCUUUAAUUUCCUGCUCGUUUUCUUUGGAAAAGGUGUCUUGAUUGGCAUGUUCACCAAAGACGCCGAUGUGAUCAAAUUGGCGAGAGUAGUGAUGACAAUCGUCGCCGUUAACCAGCUUGCAGACUCUGUGAAUGUUAUCGAGGCAGGUGUUUUGAGAGGACAGGGGCGCCAGAAGUUGGGCUCAUACCUCAACCUUGUCUCAUAUUAUUGUAUUGCAUUACCCCUUGCAUUCUUCUUCGCCUUCCACUUGGACUUUGGACUUGCCGGUCUUCUCUCUGGCCUCAUUGUUGGCGUUGUUUUCUUGACCCUUUCUGAAUUUGUGUGCAUUUUGAAGAGUGAUUGGAACUAUAUUUUGAGAUCAUCUGAAGCUAGACAUGACCACUAG